This is a messenger RNA of Plenodomus lingam JN3, 2271 nucleotides long. The record is from RefSeq and is a predicted model, not a curated record. NCBI's taxonomy places the organism in Eukaryota, Fungi, Ascomycota, Dothideomycetes, Pleosporales, Leptosphaeriaceae.
AUGCAGCAGGUCCCACCAAUUCCGGAGAUCAGACAGCAUUACUACCUAUAUAUAUUGCUCGCCAAUAUGGACCGAAUGAGCAACCUACCAACUAUCAAAUGUUCUUCAUGCGCAACUGAGAUCGACAUUCUACACCUUGCAGACCAUGUCUGUGCCAAAACCCCAUCCGCAAACCCAGCGACUUCAAACCAAACACCGUCCUCGCCGACGUCAUCGGCUUCAACACUGUCCCCAAAAUCACCGGGCAUCAGUCGCGCUGCUACUUUUGGCGGCCCAACUUUCAGGAACAGACCAGAUGGCUCGAUACCAAGAGGGCGCAUGCCCCUCCCCCCUCAGAUCGAUCCCAACGCAGCGAGUAGGUAUAUCCGACGACCUCGUCCUAGUGAGAAUGCUGACGGCCUGCAAGAUAAACCAUUCCGACCAGUGGAGCUUUCGCCUAAGAGCAACAACAAUGAUUCAUCGCAGCGCUCAGCAAGAUCUGCCGACCUGCAACCACCCAAGUCGCCCUUCCCCAUGAACCGCAGUGCAACAACUCCACUGCCGCGAGCAACCGCACAAUCCUCGCCCGACCUCAACUCAAACUUGGACUGUGCGUUCCCUCCAUUCCCAGGAAAGAGCGAAAGUCCACGAAGUAGCCCUCGUCCAAGAGACCGUCUAGAACCAAAUGCGCAAUACGGAUAUGCCGCACCGAGCCCAUUGUUCGCUCCGCUGAGUCCCCGUAUGAAUGCGGGAGAGAAUAUCUCCAGACGAUUAGACACAAUUUCACCUGGACCGUUUGAUCGCCGGCCAAGUACGGCAAGUGUUUCCGCACCAUCUGUGAAAGACACGCCAGCACAUGGCCUAGUACGGACCAAUACGCAGGAUAGUGUCAAAAGCUAUGGAAGUACACAGCCCCAGAGAAAGUCAUCAGCAUCGAGUUCGACCCGCAGUUCUGCGUACUCGACAAUGUCACCAAGACACGGCUUGAACCGGGGGGCAGCGUCUACACUCGCGUCCACGACCGAGCAGACUGAGGGAGAAUUAGGCAUCGAUGCGUUUCUUCAGAGUCUGCAGAAAGAUACUGCUGAAUCUCCACAGCCAAGGAAAGAUAGCCACUUAAAUAUGCAACCUGUGCGGCCGACAAGUCGUGAUCGAAGACAACCACCACCACGACCCAGAAGGCCGUCUGAGCGCGACCUUCCGCCGAGCAACAUGAAUGAUCUGGCUGCCUUGGAGAUUGUCGCUCGCUCACACAGUCGGCUUCGUUCAAGGGACUCCGGCCGAAACGACUCGGAGGUAGAAGUAGCAAGAAGCUCUGGACCUGGCCCAGCGUUGCGACCACCACCGCUGCUUACAUCAAGACCUGCCAUUGAAACCUCCUUCAAUUCACUCCACACUCCAUCCGAUUCAGGCUUGUCAGACGAUUCGUAUGCGAGCUCUGGUUUCCGUAGCGUGGCCAGCUCGCGGUCAAGUCCGUCGAAUUCUGUUGUCGGACCAUCCCACGAACCUUCUAAAUUGAGCCAUACUGACCACGAUGUUGAGAGGGUCCCAAGAACCGAAAGUCCUGGGUCGUAUAGCGAUGCUCAACCUUCUAGAGGAGCAAGCAGUCAUACCCGGCAAGAUGGGCCUCGUAUAGCUCCGCGUUCAUUGUCUCCAGGAUUCCCCAACCCACCGGAAUCUCCAAUGGAUCCUGCCAUUCAACGUGGUACUUUCGUUAGACGUCCAAGCGAAUUGGCCCCCGCUGUAGACCCUGCAACGAUCCAAGGACGGAGCCCACCGCGCACUGCCAGCCCCGAUACACGACAACCCGAAGGCCGACGACCGAGCGCUCCGAGCAGCAAAGGGAACUGCCGCGGAUGCUCUCAACCCAUCAUCGGGAAGUCUGUCAAGGACUCCUCUGGUCGUCUGACUGGUCGUUAUCAUAAAGAGUGUUUUGUCUGCCGAACUUGCUCGGAUCCCUUUCCAACUGCAGAGUUCUACGUGUUUGAGAAUGCUCCUUACUGUGAACACCACUACCACCGGCUCAACGGGUCCUUGUGCGGAGCUUGCAAUCGCGGUAUUGAAGGUCAAUAUCUGGAGACGGACAUGCGCCGCAAGUAUCAUCCUCGAUGCUUUACGUGCACGACUUGUCGCAUGGUGCUUCGCGACGGCUACUUCGAUGUCAACGGACGUAGAUACUGUGAUCGCCAUGCACAGAGUGCAGCAGCUCCGCCACGAAACCACUUGGGGCCUGGAGGCUACAAGCCACGCAACCUCCAAAAGCGAGGAACGCGACUGAUGAUGAUGGCAUGA